Messenger RNA from Dama dama (fallow deer), 747 nucleotides. RefSeq names its product cytochrome c oxidase subunit 4 isoform 2, mitochondrial. The record is from RefSeq and is a predicted model, not a curated record. Gene Ontology annotation, biological process: mitochondrial electron transport, cytochrome c to oxygen. The transcript is spliced from 5 exons. The coding region runs from base 58 to 573 and encodes 171 amino acids. Lineage: Eukaryota; Metazoa; Chordata; Mammalia; Artiodactyla; Cervidae.
UCUCUGUUACUUGCUCUGCAGACCCGGGUCGCAUUCUGGCUCCCUCCAAGCUGCAAGAUGUCCUUCAGAGCUGCCUGGAGCUUGACCCUGAGGAAAGGGGGCCUUGGAAUGCGAGGGAUCCACAGCCCAGGAAGCACCGCCCACGGCAAGGAGAAGAUGCCCCCCUACACUAACUACCAUGCCCAGCGCUCCUACCCCAUGCCGGAGGAGCCCUUCUGCAUGGAACUCAACGCUGAGCAGCAGGCCCUCAAGGAGAAGGAGAAGGGCAGCUGGACCCAGCUGAGCCACGCCGAGAAGGUGGCCUUGUACCGGCUCCAGUUCCAUGAGACUUUUGCAGAGAUGAACCGUCGCUCCAAUGAGUGGAAGACAGUGAUGGGCUGUGUCUUCUUCUUCUUUGGAUUCACAGGUCUGCUGAUUUGGUGGCAGCGGGUCUACGUGUUCCCUAAGAAGCCCAUCACCCUGACGGAUGAGUGGAAGGCCCAGCAGCUCCAGCGCAUCCUGGACAUGAAGGGCAACCCCGUGCAAGGCCUGGCCUCCCGGUGGGACUAUGAGAGGAAGGAGUGGAAGAAGUGACAUGGAAUCCCGGUGGCUCCCCCUGCAGCUUCACCCUCGUCCAGAGGCCUCUCCCCUCCUUUAACCCCAAUAAAGCUGGUGGCUCUCAUCCGCCUUUAGUCCCCCCAACAGUCUCUACCUGCCAAAAAGCCUAAAUAUACUUAAGAUUAGGCAGGACAAUAAGGGGCAAUAAGG